This is a messenger RNA of Doryrhamphus excisus (bluestripe pipefish), 6485 nucleotides long. RefSeq names its product sodium-driven chloride bicarbonate exchanger-like. The record is from RefSeq and is a predicted model, not a curated record. Gene Ontology annotation, molecular function: monoatomic anion transmembrane transporter activity; solute:inorganic anion antiporter activity; sodium:bicarbonate symporter activity. Gene Ontology annotation, cellular component: basolateral plasma membrane; plasma membrane. NCBI's taxonomy places the organism in Eukaryota, Metazoa, Chordata, Actinopteri, Syngnathiformes, Syngnathidae. Gene Ontology annotation, biological process: transmembrane transport; bicarbonate transport; monoatomic anion transport.
CCUCAUGUCUUCCGCAGACACACUUUGGCACUCAUGGCGCAUAAAUAGGUAAAUAACGCAGGGAAAAUCGGCAAAGAGCACCAGAAAAUAACGUUGGACUCAGUUGAGAGGACAUUUUUAGACUUCCUAAUGAAACGACAAGGCAGCCUCGGCCAAUCACAGGGCUUGUUUCAUUAGAGGCAGUGAUGGAGAGGAGAGCUCAUGCUUGCAAGGUGGUGUCAAUUGCUUCAUUUGCAGCUCGGAAGCCAUCAUCCUUUCGCUGCGUUGCAUUGUGGGGGGAAAAAAAGCAGCCCAUCAGAGGUUUAGGUUGAGUUAUGCAAGUGGAGAUCUCCCCCCAGAGUGACCCCUCCAGGAAAUGUAUGAAUGAUGGAGCAGAGCUUUCCUUGCAUCCCAUCCUAGCUGACAACCAGGAGAGAAGUUCACCCCAGAAAAAAAGCCCCAGGGAGAUGACGAAUCAGUCGGAGGCAGACACUUUCCCCGACUCCAAGGACGCGCAAGGGGGCAAACUCGGAGACUCUGACGCCCGCCACACCCUCCAUGGAGCAGCGGGGGACAGGUGCAGCUUCUCCUCGUCCGCGCAGCCGCCGCACUCCGUCUCAGCCUCCGCAGCGCCCGGUGCCAUGUUCCCUUACCCGAGCCAGCACGGCGCCGCGCACCCAGCCUUCUCCAUCGGGAGUCCCGGCCGCUACGUGGCCCACCACCCGGUCCUCGGCAACGGAGCUUACAACAGCCUGCUCGGGAGCUCUUCGCCUCAAGCCUACCCGCCGGCCGCCGGCUACCCGUACGCAGCCCAGCAGUACGGACACACCUACCAAGGCGGCGCCUUUUACCAGUUCUCCCCGGCCCAGGCUGCCGGCCUCCUGCCCGGCAAGGCGCAGGUGUAUCUCUGCAACAGGGCCCUCUGGCUCAAGUUCCACAGACACCAGACCGAGAUGAUCAUCACCAAGCAAGGAAGGCGAAUGUUUCCGUUUUUAAGCUUCAACGUUUCCGGCCUGGACCCCACCGCUCACUACAACAUCUUCGUGGAUGUCAUCCUGGCCGACCCCAACCACUGGAGGUUUCAGGGGGGCAAGUGGGUGCCCUGUGGGAAGGCCGACACCAACGUCAUUGGAAAUCGAGUCUACAUGCACCCGGACUCGCCCAACUCGGGAGCCCACUGGAUGCGGCAGGAGAUCUCCUUCGGCAAGCUCAAGCUGACCAACAACAAGGGAGCGUCCAACAACACCGGACAGAUGGUGGUCCUGCAGUCCCUGCACAAGUACCAGCCCAGACUGCACGUGCUGGAGGUCAACGAGGACGGCACGGAGGACGGAGGCCAGCCGGGAAGAGUCCAGACUUUCACCUUCACCGAGACCCAGUUCAUCGCCGUCACGGCCUACCAGAACACCGACAUCACCCAACUGAAAAUCGAUCACAAUCCCUUUGCCAAAGGAUUUCGGGACAACUAUGACACCGUGUACACGGGCUGCGACAUCGACCGCCUGACCCCGUCCCCGGGCGAGCCCCCCCGCUCCCAGAUCUUGGCGGGCCCCAGAUACGCCAUGCACAGCCCUUUCCUGCAGGAGCAAUUCGUCAGCACGUACGCCAAAUCCCGCUUCCACGCUGGCGUCGGCGCGACCGCUGGCACGGAACGCAGCGUCCCCCUCGGCAACAGCUUGCUGUCCCCGCCGCAGAGCGAGGAGCCCCCGAUGGGCACCCCCCCGCAGCGAUGGUUCGUCUCCCCUGCCAACAACCGACUGGACUUCGCCGCCUCGGCGUACGAGGCCGCCGAUUUCGCAGGCAACGCGGCCACCUUGCUGUCCUACGCCGCGGCCGGAGUGAAGGCCCUCCCCUUGCCCGCGGCGGGCUGCUCCAACCGCGCCCUCGGCUACUACUCGGACCCUUCCGGGUGGGGAGGGCGCACCCCGCCGCAGUACAAGGCCGGCUCGGUGUUCCCCUGCUGGGCCGCCAACUCCGUCGGCGCCAGAAGCAACUGCCUGGCGGAGGAGGGAGACUCCGUGCCGGCGCAGAGGUCGCCCGUCGGCUCGGAGGAGGCCAAGGCCAAGGACGUCACCUCCGAGUCGGGCUGGAUGGAGACGCCGUCGUCUAUCAAGUCCAUCGACUCCGGCGACUCGGGCAUCUUUGAGGCCGUCAAACGGAGGAGGCUGUCCCCGCCCUCCUCCGCCCCGGCCUCGGACGCUCUGGCCCCGCUCAAGUCCGACCUCUUGUCGGCACCCAGGGAGGCGGACAAGACCUGCGCCAAAGACAUUGGCUACUACAGCUUCUACGCCAGCUGUGGCGGUAGCUGCACAGACUGGCAUCGAGCAGCAUCGCAAAGAGCCUGCAAGCGACACGCUCAGCAAGCAGCAUCUCCAUCCCGCAGGACAGCACAUGACAGGAUGGACACGCACCACCAGGACGCGCACAUGGAGCCGCUGCUGCACACGGUCAACGCUUCGUUUGGUUCAUCAGUUGGACAUCAAGGUUUGAGUGAUGAUGAAGCUGUGGUGGACAGAGGAGGAACACGCUCCCAACUACGUACCAACUUUGAGCAGGAAGAUCUUGAAGGCCACAGGACUCUCUACAUCGGGGUUCACGUCCCUUUGGGCAGCACCAGACACCGCAGCCAUGGCAGGCAUCGUCACCAUGGCAACAAACACAGACGGCGGAGCAGGGAGAGGAUACUCACCUUGGUGGAGGGCAGAGAGUCCCCCCUUUAUGACACUCCCUCACAGAGAGUUCAGUUUCUUCUUGGCACAGAAGAUGAGGACGAGGAGCACAUUCCUCAUGACCUUUUCACGGAGAUGGAUGAGAUCUUUGUGAGGGAGGGGGAGGAUUGUGAGUGGAGGGAAAGUGCCAGGUGGUUGAAGUUUGAGGAGGACGUCGAGGACGGUGGAGAGCGAUGGAGUAAACCCUACGUGGCCACGCUGUCUCUGCACAGCUUGUUUGAGCUGCGCAGCUGCAUCAUCAACGGCAGCGUGCUGCUCGACAUGAGGGCCAACACCAUCCAGGACAUCGCAGACAUGGUGUUGGACCACCAGGAGCUAUACUCGCCACUGGGUGAUGAGAUGAGAAAGAGAGUGCAUGAGACGCUGCUGAAGCGCCACCAUCACCAGAAUCAGAAGAAGCUGGCUAAUCGUCUACCAAUCAUGCGCUCUCUUGCUGAUAUGAGUCGACGGACAUCAGAGGUUCAUCUGGACAAAAACGGUGAGAUGACAUCAUCCCAGUCGCACUUAGCGGGCCCAGAUGGAAAAAGCGACGUCACCAGAGAAAACAGCUGUGUGGAUUUAAGCAAGAUGGAUCUUCAUUUCAUGAAAAAGAUCCCACCAGGUGCUGAGGCUUGCAACGUUUUAGUCGGAGAGUUGGACUUUCUGAACAAACCUGUGGUAGCUUUUGUUCGACUCUCACCAGCAGCUCUUCUCUGUGGACUGGCCGAGGUCCCCAUCCCCACCAGGUUUCUCUUUCUUCUCUUGGGACCUUCCGGAAGAGGGCCUCAGUACCACGAGAUAGGAAGGUCCAUAGCCACCCUCAUGACAGACGAGGUGUUCCAUGAUGUUGCCUACAAAGCUAAAGACAGAAAUGAUCUGAUUGCUGGCAUUGAUGAGUUCCUUGAUCAAGUGACCGUCUUGCCACCAGGAGAGUGGGAUCCCUCUAUUAGGAUAGAACCACCAAAAAAUGUACCCUCUCAGGAGAAAAGAAAGAAAAACACCAGCAGUUUGCUGAACGACGUAGCCGAGGGUGACGAAGAGGAGCAUGGCGGCCAUGGAGGCCCCGAACUGCAGCGCACUGGGAAAUGGUUUGGUGGUCUCUUUCUGGACAUCAAGCGCAAAGCCUGCCACUACGUGUCCGACUACACGGACGCAUUCAGUUUGCAGUGUGUGGCCUCCUUCCUGUUCCUCUACUGUGCCUGCAUGUCCCCCGUCAUCACCUUUGGAGGACUUCUGGGCGAGGCAACAGAAGGACGCAUAAGUGCCAUUGAGUCCUUGUUUGGAGCCUCGCUGACUGGAAUGGCCUACUCCUUGUUUGCCGGGCAGCCGCUCACCAUUUUGGGCAGCACGGGACCAGUGCUGGUGUUUGAGAAGAUAUUAUUCAAAUUCUGCAAGGAGUACGGCUUGUCCUAUCUUUCCCUGAGGACGUGCAUCGGCCUGUGGACGGCCGUCUUCUGCAUUGUGCUGGUGGCCACGGAUGCCAGUUCCCUUGUUUGCUACAUCACUCGUUUUACAGAGGAAGCCUUCGCCUCUCUCAUCUGCAUCAUCUUCAUCUAUGAGGCCUUGGAGAAACUGAUCCACCUGGGGGACCACUACCCCUUCAACAAGAACAACAACCUGGAGCAGCUCACCUUGUACUCAUGUUCAUGCGUUGAGCCGUCCGACCCCACCAACAGCACCCUACAGUACUGGGAGUUCAAUAACAUCACUGCCUCGGAAAUCUACUGGGAAGCCCUGGAGGUCAAGGACUGCAUCGAGAAGCGUGGGGAGUUUGUGGGCAAGGCCUGCAGUCAGGAUGGACCUUACGUUCCUGACGUCCUCUUCUGGUGUGUCAUCCUCUUCUUCUCCACCGUCUUCAUGUCCUCCUUCCUCAAGGAGUUCAGGUUCCGCAAUUACUUUCCCACAAAGGUGAGGGGCGUCAUCAGCGACUUUGCUGUUUUUAUCACCAUCUUCACCAUGGUCCUGGUGGAUUAUGCCUUAGGGAUCCCCUCUCCAAAGCUGAAGGUCCCGAGCGUGUUUAAGCCAACCAGAGAUGAUCGAGGCUGGCUCAUCAACCCGCUGGGGCCGAACCCUUGGUGGACCGUCAUCAUCACUAUGUUUCCAGCUCUGCUGUGCACUAUCCUCAUCUUCAUGGACCAGCAGAUCACAGCUGUCAUCAUAAAUAGGAAGGAGCACAAACUCAAGAAAGGCUGCGGCUACCACCUGGAUCUCUUCAUGGUGGGGGUGAUGCUGGGCGUCUGCUCCGUGAUGGGCUUACCGUGGUUCGUGGCAGCCACCGUGCUCUCCAUCACGCACGUCAACAGCCUGAAGCUGGAGUCACAGUGCUCGGCCCCCGGGGAGCAGCCCAAGUUCCUGGGCAUCAGGGAGCAACGUGUCACCGGUCUCAUGAUCUUCACGCUCAUGGGCUGCUCCGUCUUUAUGACCUCUGUGCUCAAGUUCAUUCCCAUGCCGGUGUUGUAUGGUGUGUUUCUCUACAUGGGAGCAUCUUCUCUCCGAGGAAUACAGUUGUUUGACCGUCUGAGACUAUUGGGAAUGCCAGCCAAGCACCAGCCAGACUUCAUCUACCUGCGUCACGUACCCCUGAGGAAGGUGCAUCUGUUCACCUUCAUCCAGCUCACCUGUCUGAUCCUUCUCUGGGUCAUCAAGACCUCCAAGGCUGCCAUCGUUUUCCCCAUGAUGGUGUUGGCUCUGGUCUUCAUCAGGAAGCUGCUGGACUGCAUCUUCACCAAGAGAGAGAUGAGCUGGCUGGAUGACCUGAUGCCAGAGAGCAAGAAGAAGAAGCUGGAGGACGCCGAUGAGGAAGAAGAGCAAAGCGUCCUUGCAGAGGAGGAGGAGGGCGUAGUGCAGGUGGCGCUGGAGGGGUGCAAAGGAUUACCUGUCAUCAACAUCACAGAUGAGAUGUCCAAAGGGUCUUUUGGAAGCACCUGGAACGCCUCAAGCUAGGGUGAAAGACCAAAGACCGUAAGACGCGUUUACCCUCACAUGUUGAACAUCUUCACUUCUCUAUGCUCGUCACCUGUUUGAUUCACCUGCUGUGUACGUGGGAUAGGACAGGCUAGCGUGCUAGUGUACUGCAUAGAUACUACAUAGUACAGUAUACAUUUCUUCUCCUUGUAAUACCUACAGCAUUUCUUCGUCUUCUUCUACACAUAAUAAUGCACUCGCUAGUCAAUUGAUGUUGUGUUUUUAGUCAAAGAACCUUUCUUCCUUGGUGGUUUUUUCAUGACGAACUUUCACAUGUCCCCUGAAAUGCUGACACCUGAAGUCAUCACGGAGACGUUUUUAAUGCUGAUGUUCCUACGUAGCCUAGCAAGCAGAUGUUUGUGUGUAUUUGGUGUCGCCAGUAAAAAAAAAAACAGGCUGACGUGCUUUUUGUAGGCUUGAGUUUGUCGCGAUCAGACGUUUGAUGAGCUGUGAACGACAGCCCAGAGAGGCGACGCCUCCCAAAGCGCGUCACGCCGCCGGGCUCACGCCGACGAUUCUUCUGGAGGAGGCGCUGGAGAGUGAUGACCCACAGCCGCUCGGCCGUAACUCCGCCAUGAUUGACGUGCUCGCCAUGCCGUGGGACAGCACUCUCCGGCGACGCGUCAUCUUAUUCUCAUACGGCAAUAUUUCAUAAACACAUGCAACGUAGCUCUUAAUAUGCUUACCUUUACUUCACCGCAGCAUAAAAUACUCUUACCUUUACUUCACCGCAGUAUAAAAUACUCUUACCUUUACUUCACCGCAGUAUAAAAUACUCUUACCUUUACUUCACCGCAGUAUAAAAUACUCUUACCUUUACUUCACCGCAGCAUA